Geodia barretti is the source of this 483-nucleotide messenger RNA. The record is from the annotation of a GenBank genome assembly. Lineage: Eukaryota; Metazoa; Porifera; Demospongiae; Tetractinellida; Geodiidae.
CACGUGCGAUUUAAUCUCUAAAAGACGCCCACCCCGUGCCUCUUCUUUCGUCGUUUUUUCUGGCAAGAUUCGCUCAGAGGUUCGUUGGCGGAGUCUGCUCUGAUCUAUAGGAUGACGACUCACUCACCGGAUCUCCAGUGGUUGCUGAUCAAGAACACGUCCAGUUUCCUGGUCCGCCGCAAGUACGCCAAGGCCAACACCUUCACAACUGAGCCCAACAACCUCACCGGCAUAAACGCGUGGAAGUACAAUGGGCUAGUGAAUAAAAAGGAGAACAUGGGAUGGGGAACUGAUACCGUCGAGAUCUCUGGUCGAGACCCCGCCUACACUCUGUCGGUGGGGGCUCAUGACUUUCCUGCUCUUCAACACGGUGUCCAGCUACUGCUCCUCCUGACCACGGACACCUCCUGCGGCCGCGUGGCUCUCCCGGUCAUAAAUCAGCCGGGCUACUCCACUGUUCCCUACUGCCAUGCACUAGGCUAG